Molecule: messenger RNA, 1457 nt
Organism: Sesamum indicum (sesame)
Lineage: Eukaryota; Viridiplantae; Streptophyta; Magnoliopsida; Lamiales; Pedaliaceae
Source: RefSeq, a predicted model, not a curated record
UGACAUGGGUUGGACAUCAAAUUCAAUGUUGAGAGGGGGUAUGUUUCUACCAACUGUCCCUGGGUUGCUUCCUCAGAACUUACCUCACUUUCCAGCUGAUUUGGCUUUCAUUGAAAGAGCAGCAAGGUUUUCAUGCUUCAGUGGAGGGAAUUUUGGUGGAGUGAUGAAUCCUUUUAGUGCGCCUGGCCCGAUAAAUCCUUAUUCACGGGGCUUGGGACCGAUGCAAGGGCCGGAUGAGGUUUUUGGAGGAAAUGGAUUGAGACCGCUGCCUGGAAUGCAGAGCCAAGGACAUGAAACGGACGUGACCGAAGUUAGCAAAGAGGCUUCACUACCUGGGAGGAAGCCUGGAAAUGAAGGGAGCCCGUCCAAGAAUGAGAAGAAAAGUGAAAGUUUGUUGCGCUCUCAUGAUGAAGCAAAACAUGGAGUUGGUGUGUCAGGUAAUGAGUCAGAUGAGGCGGAAUUUAGUGGCCGUGGUGGCCAAGAGGAGUUGAAUGGGCCAGCUGUGGAGUCUUCUGGUAAAGGGCUCGGCUCUAAGAGGAGGAAGAGAGUCGGACAGGAUACUGAACAUGAUGAAAAUAAUGAAGCCCCACGGCCAUCUAUUGAUAUGGCGAAAGGAAUGGCGGAAACUAAAGAAAAGGGUGAUCGAAACCCAACUUCAAUCAGUAAGCCUGGUGGCAAGCAUGGUAAGCAGAGUUCUCAAGGCUCAGAUCCACCCAAGGAAGAAUACAUACACGUUAGAGCACGAAGAGGUCAGGCGACAAACAGCCAUAGUCUUGCUGAAAGGGUGAGAAGGGAGAAGAUUAGUGAAAGGAUGAAAUUCCUUCAGGAUCUUGUGCCUGGUUGCAGCAAGGUCACUGGAAAAGCUGUUAUGCUUGAUGAAAUCAUCAAUUAUGUGCAAUCACUACAGCGGCAAGUUGAGUUCCUGUCAAUGAAGCUCGCAACAGUGAAUCCUCGGCUGGACUUCAAUAUCGAAGGAUUUCUAGCUAAAGAUAUCCUACAAUCUAGAGCUGGUAUGUCAUCUUCACUUGCUUUUCCAGGACUGAUCCAGGCAGGUCUUCUCAGCAACUCUUCUGAAACUCUACGAAGGCCUAUAAGUCUCCAAUCCCCUGCUAUCAGUGGAGGGUUCAAAGAACCUACAUCUCAAGGACCCAAUGUAUGGGAAGAUGAACUUCACAAUGUCGUUCACAUGGGAUUCAACUCAUCUGCUCCUCUAAAUACCCAAGAUUUAAGUGGUAUAUCAGAUACCGUCUCAUCCAACUUUAUUUGCUCUCAGAAGUUCUUAAGCUGAGUGCAGUUUCCUCACUGUUUUCCCAGGUUCUCUACCACCAGGCCAUAUGAAAGCUGAACCCUGAUUUCCUCUGUUUUCCUAACAUCGUUCGUAGCUCCUUCCAUACCAUCGUUGAAAGUCCAUAUUGUGGGAUAACAAAUCAAGUUAUGUACAUUCCUUGUGUCAGCCC